Chiroxiphia lanceolata (lance-tailed manakin) is the source of this 3571-nucleotide messenger RNA. It is a transcript of the gene TMCO4, whose product is annotated as transmembrane and coiled-coil domains 4. Lineage: Eukaryota; Metazoa; Chordata; Aves; Passeriformes; Pipridae. The transcript is spliced from 14 exons. The record is from RefSeq and is a predicted model, not a curated record. The coding region runs from base 971 to 2698 and encodes 575 amino acids.
CAAUUAAUUAACGAGUGUGUCCCGGAGGUAACGGACUGGCCCUGCCUGCAGAGCUGCAGGUUGGGCAUGCCAGUGAAUUAUGGACUUAAAGACAAUCAUUCACAGAAUAAAUUCAGCAGCUCGCUAGGCUGGCUCAAUGCCAAGGCACAGUCUUGUUAAAUCUCAUUACUGGAAACAAAACUCAACUAUUUAUAUGUUGAUAUUUAUGUGUUUUCAACAGGAUUUUUAUCCCAGGCUAAAAAUCCUGUUGGUUUGCUUUUGCCACUUUGUUCUUGUUCGUGUCCUCUCCUGAUUAGCCUGGCAGGAUGUUAUCUGGAACACCCGGGAGGUAAAGUCCUGGAACAGCCUAUGGUUGUGUUUUCCUGCUCUCUGAACACAAGUACACCUUUUCUCGGGACAAAGUGGGGAAAUAAGGCUGCUAAAUCAGGGAGUGGGUUUUUGGAAGAGAGUAGCUUUAACCCAGAUUACCACUUUAAUCCCUAUCACUGCCCAAGGGUUGCUGGCAGGGAUGGGAAAGGGACUGGGAAAAGUUGAUGCCAUCUGAAGUUAUACCCAAAAUUGUGAGAGGAAGAGGCAAAACCAACACUCCUAACCUUGAUCUGUGGCUUGCAAAGGGCAAAAAACCUUGCAAUCCUCCCAAUUCCCCACAGAAAUAGUUCCUCUCACCUGAAUUCCUUUAUCUGGAUCCCUGCACCACCUCUCUUCUUGCCCCCUCUUACAUGAAAUACCACGCUGCCCUUGGAGAUGCUCACAGAGAUAAACAGAAAUCCAUCAAUUGCUGUGUCAUACCACAUGUGAUGUUUUUAUAUGGUUUGUCUCCAUUAAAUUUAAAUAAUAUUAAUUGCUAAUUGAUUUCUGUGUUUCGAUUCCUCACUGACAAUUAAUGUCAAAACAAUUCCCAUUUUCCUCAUUGACAGGAAUUGCAGCUGAGAAAGUGUAUUAGGGAGUCUGCACAGCUGAGGUGGUGAAAAUGGCUGCAGAAGAGAAGUGGAAAGGUUGGAUUUCAAAACAGCAUAAGGAGGCUGAGCAGGCAGGGGAGAAGGAGCCAUGUGUGCUCCUGGGUCAGCAGCUGGGAGAGCUGGGAAGAUUUGCCUAUGCAGCACUUUGUGGUGUAUCUCUUGCCUGGCUGUUCCCUGAAAACGAGCAAAGUUCCUUCAGGACAGAAUUUAUUGAGGGCUUUGUGAAAUGGCUGGACCUGCCCGACGCUGUCCUACCUGCCAUGACAGCCUUUGCUGGUGGCUUAGGAGGUGAGGGCACAGAAUCUUUCACUGAGAUUUUGCUGAAAGACCCCAUCUUGGAAGAAAAUCCAGCUGUCAUUACCCAGGACCUUUUAUCUUUCUCUCUUCGAGAUGGGUACUACGAUGCUCGAGCCAGGGUAUUGAUAUGCCACAUCAACCUGCUGCUGAGAAUCCCCUUGGAGGAGCUGGAAGUCCUGGAGGAAUCUCUGCUUGAGAGCCUGAAGGAACAAAAAGAGGAAGAGUCAGAAACCACAGAAGUCUCAAGAAAAAAGAAGGAAAGAAGGAAAAAGCUGAAGAGGUACCUGCUGAUUGGUCUGGCAACCAUUGGUGGUGGAACAGUGAUAGGUUUGACAGGGGGUCUGGCUGCCCCUCUGGUUGCUGCGGGAGCUGCCACAAUCAUUGGGAGUGCUGGAGCAGCUGCUUUGGGAUCGACUGCUGGGAUUGCUGUCAUGGCAUCCCUUUUUGGAGCAGCAGGAGCUGGUCUUACUGGAUACAAGAUGAAGAAACGUGUGGGAGCCAUAGAAGAGUUUGAAUUCCUCCCACUUACUGAAGGGAAGCAGCUUCAUAUCACCAUAGCAAUUACUGGAUGGCUGUGUGCUGGCAAAUAUGGGAGCUUCACAGCACCAUGGAGCAGCAUGUUGCAGUCGAGUGAGCAGUACUGCCUGGCCUGGGAAUCCAAGUACUUGAUGGAGCUUGGCAAUGCCUUGGAUUCCCUGCUGAAUGGUUUUGUGAACAUGAUGGCUCAAGAAGCCCUAAAAUUCACUGUCUUGUCAGGGAUUGUGACGGCCUUGACGUGGCCAACUUCGCUCCUGACUGUUGCCAGUGUCAUUGACAACCCCUGGGGAGUGUGUCUGCACCGGUCUGCUGAAGUAGGCAAACACCUUGCACAUAUCAUGCUCAGUCGACAGCAGGGGAAGAGACCUGUCACACUGAUUGGCUUCAGUCUGGGUGCAAGAGUCAUUUACUUCUGCCUGCAGGAAAUGGCUCAAGAGAAAGACUCCCAGGGGAUCAUUGAAGAUGUCAUUUUACUGGGAGCUCCAGUGGAAGGAGAAGCCAAGCACUGGAAAGCUCUCACCAAAGUGGUGUCGGCCAGGAUCAUAAAUGGUUACUGCAGAGGGGAUUGGCUGCUGAGCUUUGUGUACAGAGCCUCCUCUGUCCAGCUCAACGUCGCAGGACUCCAGCCAGUUGACCUGGAUGACAGGAGGAUGGUAAACAUCGACCUUUCCUCUGUAGUAAACGGUCACCUGGACUACAUGAAGCAGAUGGACACGAUCCUAAAAGCUGUGGGCAUUAAAACCAAGGAACACCAGCCAGUAGAGAAGGGCAGUGGCAGUCUUUUCCCCCCUCUAGCCAAGAAAUCCCUGCGGGAAGCAGGCAGCGAGGGUCAGGGAGAGGAAAACACCAGGAAAGAGGAGGAUGAGGCUGGGGGUGAGGCUCUCCCAGCCAGCUGUGCUCACUGACGGGAUUCCUUCAGCUCUCUCCUGGGAGAACCCUCUCUGCCCUGCCUGAACUGCUCCCACAGCAGGGACAACAAGGACCAGGCAGCAGAAGAAGGAGCAAGUUAGAGCAGAGCUGCUUAGCCAGCACUAAAACCGCUGUCACAGCACCAGCUGUGACACUGGGAUUCCCCAGGGACAGAGCCGGCAGAGCUGGAGCUGCAGUUUCCAGCCCCUCAAGUGAGCCUGGAGGAUGGCACUGGUUUGGCACUAGAUCAAAGCAUUCAGAGCAGCUGCCAACGGCGGCUCCCAUGGACGAAAGAGGGACGGUUCCUGCCUGUAUCUGCACUGCUCCUCAGGAAUCCGGGGCAGAUCCCCAUCCAAAUCCUUGCAGGAAGCAGCUGUUCCCCCUCAGCACUGCGUCUCUAUAACUGAAAAGCAAAUGGCUCUGAGGGGAUUUUAAACAUAUCAGAGAGGGGGGCUCAUCACUAGGAAAUUAAAAGCGUUUUUCCACUGGAGAUUGGUUUGGUUUGUGGAUUUCAGGCGUGUUGAGGGCUCUGCCUGCCCCACUUCGAGCAGAUCAGUGUCCACACUUCAGCUAUGCUGGCUGGAGAGGAGAAAGGCUCAGGUUGCCAAGGCACUUUCCAAUCUCCAAGACUGUUUUCCUGUCUCCAGGUUGAUGGCAAUGAGUGUUGGAGGGCCCACUCCUGUUAGAAACAUGUUUGGGACCCUGGGUGACAGCAGCAGGAAAACUGAUGGCUUAUGAAACUUCCAGGCUCUCCAAGCCCAGCAACCCACUGACUCUUUCCUUUUGAGUCACACACACAUCUCCAGCCUUAAAAGCCCCCUUUAUUUUUAAUUGGCUUAAAAUAAAACCCAUACUUGGCAUAGGAUAAA